Molecule: messenger RNA, 588 nt
Organism: Rotaria sordida
Lineage: Eukaryota; Metazoa; Rotifera; Eurotatoria; Philodinida; Philodinidae
Source: the annotation of a GenBank genome assembly
AUGACAAAUUCAUCUUGGCCAAAUACACCAUGUCAAAUGCAAAGGCCAUCAUUAAUUGAGGAUGAUGAUGACCAUACUAAUAAUAAGAAUAGAAAACAAUUGCUAUCAAGAAGUCUUACAUUUGAUAAGGAACCAUUAAAACAAAAACAAAUAAAAAGACUAAGUCGAUCAUCACCAGCUAUAAUUGAACAACAACUACAAUGUUUAGAUCGAAGUUUACUUAGUAAUGAUAAUUGGCUGCAAGAGACAAUGGCUGAUGUUCGUGUUAAUGUUAAAGCGAUUGAACAAAGUAAUCAAAAUAUUCUAUUUGGCAAAGGUAUUGAUCCUUUACCAUAUGUACGUGACAUGCUUAAUGAAUCGAGUAAUACAGAAGCUUUUCUUUAUGGUCGACAAUGUCGUGUUGUUGUUGGUAAAUUACGUUUAUGUUGGAGUGAUGUUAAUGAAGAAAUAAAAUCAUUAUUAAAACAUAAAGAAUAUAUAGAAGCAGCUAUUGAACAUAUUCGAAAAGAUUUAAUAAUUAAUAAACGGAGUGUUAAAAUACAAAAAAAAACCAAAACGAGAAGCGCUAGUUUUAUUUUAUAUUUUUAA